Prorocentrum cordatum is the source of this 2826-nucleotide messenger RNA. NCBI's taxonomy places the organism in Eukaryota, Dinophyceae, Prorocentrales, Prorocentraceae. The record is from the annotation of a GenBank genome assembly.
CUGUUCUCAAUACGGGGCCCACUAACCUCUCGACCCAUUCCUGUGGACUUGUCUCCCGCCCCGCAUCAUUUUUAGAAGGGUCCCGGAGCCCGAAUAUACUACAGGGCCCUUGCAGGCCGAAGGUGUUGAAAAGCUUGCGCCUCGGUUCUCUACGGGCGCUAGAGGUCAGGACCAGAGCCCGGGUGCAGGCUGCCAUUCGUGCUGCCCAAGCUGCGCCGGUUCUUGGGCGCCCCGUACGUGCCGAUGAAGGUGCAGGCGGUGGACACGCUCUUCGACAGGGUUCUGCCGGCCUGGGCGGCCUGCGCCCCGGGCCGCGGCGGCGGCGGCGGCGGCCCCCUCGCCGGCCUGCGCCUGGUGGACAUAGGCUCCGGCGACGGGCGCGUGGUGCGCGCGGCGUCGGCGCGGGGCAUGCACGCAGUUGGCUACGAGAUCAACCCGUACCUGUGGGGCCUCUCGCGGCUGCGCUCGCUGCGGGGCGCGCCCGGCGCGGGCUCCGCCGAGCUGCGGUGGGCCAACGCCUGGACCGCGGACCUCCGGGAGGUCGACGUCGUGACGUUUUACGGCCGCCCUGGAGACGGCUUGAUGGAGAAGGCUGCCGCAAAGUGCGAGGCCGAGCUGCCGGCGCAUGCCGCCGUGGUCAGCCACCACUUCCCCAUGCCGGGCUGGGAGCGGCUCUUGGUGCAGGACGUCGGAGGCAUCAAGCUGUACGACCUGUCGAGGCGCAGCAGCUCCAGGCGUGAGGCGGCAGACGAGCCGCGGCGCGGCGCGCACGGCGGUGCGAUCCCCUUCCCAGGGGGGGAGCCGCUCCCGGCCCGGGGCCAAGCGCAGGCCGCAGCUAGCCAUCCCGCCAAGCGGUCCCGCGCGUCCUCGAGCGCCAGUGCCGCGGCCGGCGGGGAGGCGAAGGAGAAGAGAGACAAGGCGAAGUCUGAGGCAAAGGGGAAGAGCAAGACGGGGAAGGCGCAGAAGAGCGAGAAGGAGUCUAAGGACCGAGCUGCGACGAAGGCAAAGGCUGCCAAGGUGGAAGUGGCAGACAAGAAGACUAAGAAGGCAGGGAAGGCGCAGAAAGCGGACAAGACGGGCAAGGCGGAGAAGUCACCCGGGCCAGGCGCGGUCGUGAAGGCACCAAAAGUUGGCAAGGCCAGCAAAGCAGACAAAGACAGAACGACAGGGAGAGCCGAGAAGGCAGAGAAGACAGAGAAGAAAGCGAAGGACAAGGCCAGCAAGCCGGGGAAGGCCGAGAUUGCCGAGAAGGCCAGCAAGCCUCAGAAGGUCGGAAAGCCCGACAAGACCGACAAGGGCGAGAAGGCAGACACGCCCCGCAAGUCCGAGGGGGCGGACACGGGCGGCAAGACCGAGCGGGCCGCGUCGGCCGAGAGGCCCAGCGGGAGCGAGCCGCGCGCCGCCAGGCAGGGCCAGAAGGUGGGCCCGGCCGAGCAGAUGGACGAGGCCAAGGCGAUGCGGGAGCCCGGCCAGGGGCCCGAGGAGGAGAACGUCCAGCCGGCGGCCAAGCCGCAGGAGGGCCAGCAGGAGGCUGGGCCGCCCGCGGACCCGGCCUCGGCGGGCGUCCUGGUCGCUGCCGGCUGCUCCGAGCCCACGCUGCGCGAGGUCGUGGAGGGCACCUUCAGGCGAGGCCCGCCGGCGGCCCUCGCGAUGGUGGCCUUCCGCAGCGUCCUCCUCGCGCUGCUGAUGCUCCCCCUCGCGUACGCCCUCUCGCAGAUCACCGCGAAGGCCUGUGCGGACAAGUGCUUCACCGUGACGUGCGCGCCGGCCGACUUCCCUUGCGUCAUUCAAUGCGUGCAUGGCUGCCCCCAGGGUGCCCCUGGACGUCGCGAGGCGGAGGAGAUCAACGUGCGCGGCGCGAAUCUAGGGCUUCAUCCGCUGCGCCGUAGGCAGUUGACGUCUCUCCUGCCAUUAUUUCUGCUGGGGACCGGGGACGAGAUGAGCGCGUUGCUCCAGAAAGGCGCGAGGACGACUCCGGGCAAUGUGAAAGACGUCGUGAAGGAAAGGGUUGACAUCUUCAAGUGCCUACCAAUGGUGGCCUUCCGCAGCGUCCUCCUCGCGCUGCUGAUGCUCCCCCUCGCGUACGCCCUCUCGCAGAUCACCGCGAAGGCCUGUGCGGACAAGUGCUUCACCGUGACGUGCGCGCCGGCCGACUUCCCUUGCGUCAUUCAAUGCGUGCAUGGCUGCCCCCAGGGUGCCCCUGGACGUCGCGAGGCGGAGGAGAUCAACGUGCGCGGCGCGAAUCUAGUGCUGCAUCCGCUGCGCCGUAGGCAGUUGACGUCUCUCCUGCCAUUAUUUCUGCUGGGGACCGGGGACAAGAUGAGCGCGUUGCUCCAGAAAGGGUUGAUACCUUCAAGUGCCUACCAGUGCGAGCUUGGGGCGACCCCGAUGGUGGCCUUCCGCAGCGCCCUCCUCGCGCUGCUGAUGCUCCCCCUCGCGCACGCCCUCUCGCAGAUCACCGCGAAGGCCUGUGCGGACAAGUGCUUCACCGUGACGUGCGCGCCGAUCACCGCGAAGGCCUGUGCGGACAAGUGCUUCACCGUGACGUGCGCGCCGGCCGACUUCCCGUGCGUCAUUCAAUGCGUGCAUGGCUGCCCCCAGGGUGCCCUUGGACGUCGCGAGGCGGAGGAGAUCAACGUGCGCGGCGCGAAUCUAGGGCUGUAUCCGCUGCGCCGUAGGCAGUUGACGUCUCUCCUGCCUGUAUUUCUGCUGGGGACCGGGGACAAGAUGAGCGCGUUGCUCCAGAAAGGCUGCGGCCUCCACUGGGACCACCCGCCCGUCGUCCUUGCCCUUGAGGCCGUGGCGUCGGUGAUCCUGAGUUGCUGA